AUGGGACACAAUCUGAUGCUGGUCAGGUUAAACAAUGAAGCUGAAAGAGAUGAAGUAAUUGCAGAUGGACCGUGGUUAAUUGAUGGAAAUACUAUUAAAGCAAGAAUUAAAGUGGAAUUGAAGGAACCUCUUCAUAGAGGGGGAUGGUGGAAGACUUUAACUGAAGAGGAUGUAUGGAUCAGAUAUCAUUGGGAACUACAACCUAAAAACAUCUGCCCAAAAUGUUUUGUGAUUGAUCAUAAUGAUGAAACUUGUGAGCAUACUUCUCAUUUACUCUAUUUAGACACCCUAUAUGCUGCUGAUUAUGAAGCUCUCCUCAAGGAAGAUAAUGAAGUUAAUAAGGAUAAGGAAGAAAGUAGAUCAACAAAUUAUAUGGAGGAAGAGUUAGCUGAUGAAGAUAGAGUAGGUCUAGCUGGUGGUCUCAUUUUGAUGUGGAAAGAUGGUAUUCAAUGUGAAUUACAAGAUAAAAUCAAUAAUAUCAUCAAUGUGAUUGCUGAUUUUUAUCCUGCUAAACUAAAUGUUUUGUCACUUUUCAUGUAUCGGUCUACUUAUACUGAUGUUAAGAAAAUACAAUGGGAUAUCAUGACUAGUAUAAGUGACAAUACCAUGCAUCCCUGGCUUGUUAUAGGGGAUCUGAAUGCACAUCUUCAUACCUUAGAUGUUAGUUAUUCAUUUUCCCAAGAUGAUAAAUUUGUCAAGAAUAAAAUAAAUGAUUGUGGUCUUAUGGAUUUAGGUUACAUAAGGAGAGACUUUACCUGGUCUAGUAAUAAUCUUGGUACUGGUCUUAGAACUUUUAGGAUAGAUAUGGAAUUGGGCAAUCAACAGUGGUGUAAUGAAUUUCCAAAUGCUAGAUCACAUCACCUAGUUCAAGUUGUAUCUGAUCACUGUUCUAUAAUGUUGCAAACUGAUCAAGUAACUAAGAAUCUGUGGAGACCUUUUAAAUUUUUUGUAAUGUGGAUAAAGCAUGCUGGUUUUAAAAAUCAACUUGAAAUUGCUUCAAAUACUAAUACAGUAGGUUUUCCUGCCCAUCUUUUGAUUGAAAAGCAUAAGUCUACUAGAAAAAGAGAUGAUAUAGCCAAUAUUCUUGUCACUCAUUUUAGUUCCGUGAGAUGUUCUGUUAUACAACAAAUAUCUGAGGAUAUUUUUGAUAUCAUCUCUACUGUCAUCACUAAUGCUUUGUUUGAAGAUUUUACCAGAAUUCCAUCCACUGAUGAUAUUCUUGAAGUUGUUAAAGAUAUGGCAUCUUGGAGCUCCUCAGGACCAAAUGGCUUUCAAGCUGGGUUCUAUCAAGCUAACUGGAACAUAGUUGUUAAUGAUAUAGUUCAACCUGUACAUAAUUUCUUUAUUACUGGUCAUAUGCCUAGAAAGUUUAAUAAGACUUUUCUAUCUUUGAUUCCUAAAAAUGACAUUGCUAAAUAUCUUGCUGAUUUUAGACCUAUAGGUAGAGCCAUUCAAGAUAACUUAAUCAUAGCUCAUGAGAUGAUUCAUACCAUGAAGCAUAAGGAAGGUUGUACUGGUAUGGCUCUUAAAUUGGAUUUAUCCAAAGACUUUGAUAGAUUAAAGUGGUCAUUUCUUUUAGGAAUGCUUAAGAAGGUUGGUUUCCGUGAGAAAUUUUGUCAACACAUUGAACAAUCAAGAAAUGCCCCUGCAAUUACUCACCUUUUAUUAGCAGAUGACAUUCUCAUUUUCGCUAAAGCAGAUAGGCACAAUGUCACAGGUAUUCUUGAUAAUCUUAAUCAUUUUGGUAAGUUUUCAGAUAUGAUUGAAAUGAAAGAAACUGAUAAAUAUCUAGGUGUGACACUUUUGAUAGGUAGAGAUAAAUCCAAAGCUCUCAAACCUAUUAUUCAUAGUUUUAGUGCUAGGCUUAUUCCCUGGAAAGGAAAAAAUAUGAAUCAUGCAGCUAGAUCUACUAUGGUAAAGCAUGUCUUAAAUGCUCUGCCCACUCAUCAAAUGGAUGUUUUUAGAGUUCCUAAGAAUACUAUUACCCAGUUAGACUCCAUUCAGAGUCAAUUCUGGUGGGGAAAAAAUGGUAGUCACAAAUGCAUUUACUUUAUAGGCUGGGACAAACUUCAGAUCCCUAAAGCUCUAGGAUGUCUAGGAUUUAGAAAUCUAGAACAUCUUAAUACUGCUUUGCUGACUAAAGUAGCUUGGAAUUCUUGUAAUGAUGAUACCUCUUUGUGCUAUAAAGUUUUCAAGGCAAAAUACUCUAGAAAUGAAAGUAUUCUUCAUUUAGAUAAACUUAAGGAUGACAGUUCUUGGCUUUGGAGGAGUAUAUAUUCUGGCCUUGAAAUUGAGCAAAAACACACUAGGUGGUUAGUGAGAUGUAGUACCAAAGUGAAUAUUUGGCUAGAUUGUUGGGUUAUUGGUCUAAAUAAUCCACCUGUUCCAGUUGUUGGAUCAUCUAAUUUUGAUAAUUAUACUCUUGUCUGUGAUUUAUUCUUAGCUGGUACCAAACAAUGGAAUAUUGAUAUUGUUAAUGGCCUUUUUUCUCAAGAGUGUGCCAACCUAAUUCUUAGUAUGAGAAUUUCUAAUACAGGUGAAGACUCCAUGAUAUGGAUGCCAGAUAUAAAAAGUAACACUAUUCCUACUGAUGUCUGGACAAAUUUGUGGAAAUUCAAAGUUCCACAUAGAGUACAGUUAUUUGUUUAUGUGUACAGUCUGAGGCCUUCAGACAAGGAGUUUGUGAAAAUCAAUAUUGAUGGUUCUUAUAUACCAUUAACUAAAACAGGUAGUGUGGGAUUGAUUAUAAGAAAUUUUGCAGGCACUUGUCUAGGAGCAAAAGGGCUACUCUGUAAUGAGGAGGUGGAGGUAGCUGUGGACUUGGUGAAGGAACCUGGAAUAACAAAGACAAUUUUUGAGAUGGACUGUGAAACUGUAGUCAAAUCAAUAAUCGGAGUUGAUCUGCGGGUUCACUGGUACAACCAAAAUUUAGUUCAAGUUAUUAAAAACAAAUUUAGAAAUAGUAGUUUUUGGUUUUGUAAGUCUGUAAAUAGACUUGGUAAUAAUGUUGCUCAUGAAUUAGCUCAAAAAGCUAGACAACAGGCAACAAGCUUUUAA
Papaver somniferum (opium poppy) is the source of this 3057-nucleotide messenger RNA. RefSeq lists its product as uncharacterized. The record is from RefSeq and is a predicted model, not a curated record. Gene Ontology annotation, molecular function: RNA-DNA hybrid ribonuclease activity; nucleic acid binding. Lineage: Eukaryota; Viridiplantae; Streptophyta; Magnoliopsida; Ranunculales; Papaveraceae. Bases 1 to 3057 code for a protein of 1018 amino acids. The transcript is spliced from 10 exons.